AUGGCUGCAUCUAACGCUUUGGAUGUUCAAGCUGAAGAUGUGACCAAAGGACUUAAAGAAAAGACGCAACAAUUAAAAGAAAACGCAAAAGAGAAAGGAUACGAAAUGAUGAAAAAUGUGGAAGGUUUCAUAGAUAAAGAAUUUGAUCCUACUAGCGAAUUUGAUCCUCCUAGAGAACAAAGCGACAGACAACGAGAAUCCAAAGAAAAAUUGGCUAAUCCGAAACCCAUCGAUCGCCACCCUAAAGGACCAAUUGAAGAAAUUAAACAAUCUGCUCAUGAUGUUGCUGAUGCGCAGAAUAAAAAUGAUUAA
Molecule: messenger RNA, 312 nt
Organism: Racocetra persica
Lineage: Eukaryota; Fungi; Glomeromycota; Glomeromycetes; Diversisporales; Gigasporaceae
Source: the annotation of a GenBank genome assembly